Puccinia graminis f. sp. tritici CRL 75-36-700-3 is the source of this 2084-nucleotide messenger RNA. Its product is annotated as cysteine desulfurase. Gene Ontology annotation, cellular component: nucleus; cytosol; mitochondrion. The record is from RefSeq and is a predicted model, not a curated record. Bases 239 to 1810 code for a protein of 523 amino acids. Gene Ontology annotation, molecular function: cysteine desulfurase activity; pyridoxal phosphate binding. The transcript has 6 exons. Gene Ontology annotation, biological process: [2Fe-2S] cluster assembly. Lineage: Eukaryota; Fungi; Basidiomycota; Pucciniomycetes; Pucciniales; Pucciniaceae.
AAAGGGAAAGCAUACAAUUAAAAUAAUAAUAAUUUAAAUACUUUUUUUUACGCAGUCCACUCAACCACAAAGUACUCGCACCCUACUCCCGAGAUCCUUCUUGACCAUCGAGAACCCUUUCCAUCCUCCCAACCAAUCAAGAGAUCCUUGAUUGAUUUUCGUUCCUCUUCACCAUCGCUAUUCUACUUCAUCAAUCCAACCCUCUUCAAUCAAAACAAACCAAACCUCACCCACCAUCAUGAGCACCUCAAAAAUUUCAGGCUUGAUGAGAUCAUCACUCCGAUUAGCAGCAGCUCAUCCGCCAUGCAAACGACCGAUACCAGCUCAAUUCGCCACUUCCACUGCUCAAUUCGUCUCCCGAAGCUCCAAGGCAGAAAUGGCUGAAGUCGUCGAUCAGUCCAGACCAUCAACUCUCUUCGACGCUCAAUCCUCUCUUGCUGCUGCUGCUUCUUCUUCUUCUUCUUCUUCCUCUUCUUCUAAGUUGAUGCAAGCUACCCUCGAUAUCAUCGACCCUAUCGCUCAUCAUCCUGACCCACUCCUCGUCUCUCCCGUACCCGAACUACGUCAAACUGAAAACACUCAAAAACAAGAAAAAAUCGGAAGACCUAUCUAUCUGGACAUGCAGGCCACCACACCACUUGAUCCCCGUGUCCUGGAUGCGAUGAUGCCAUACAUGACCAAUCAAUACGGUAAUCCUCAUUCCAAGACUCACGCUUAUGGCUGGGAGACCGAGAAGGCCGUCGAAACCGCUCGGAGCCACGUGGCUGAUCUCAUUGGCGCUAGCACUAAAGAUAUCGUGUUUACCUCGGGUGCUACCGAAACAAACAACAUGUCGAUUAAGGGCGUCAGUAGGUUCUACAAGGAACGUAAGCGUCACAUCAUCACCACACAGACUGAGCAUAAAUGCGUCCUGGACUCUUGCAGAGUUUUGCAAGAUGAAGGGUUCGAUGUGACUUAUUUACCCGUCAAAAGUAACGGUCUUAUCGACCUGCAGGAGCUCGCCGAUUCGAUCCGUCCGGACACCAUUCUAGUCUCGAUUAUGGCAGUGAACAAUGAGAUUGGGAUCAUCCAACCCUUGAAAGAGAUAGGAGCGAUCAUCCGCCGUCAUAAGGGAGUCUUCUUCCACACCGAUGCUGCUCAAGCUGUGGGUAAGAUCCCGAUUGACGUAGAGGAGAUGCAAAUCGAUCUCCUCAGUAUGAGCUCCCACAAGGUCUAUGGUCCUAAAGGCAUCGGAGCUGCUUAUGUUCGGCGAAGGCCUAGGGUCAGACUCGAGCCUAUCAUGAACGGUGGCGGGCAAGAGAGAGGUCUGCGUUCGGGUACCGUCCCUGCCCCUCUCGUGGUCGGCUUUGGCGAGGCUUGUAGAAUUGCUAAGUUGGAACUUCAGAAUGACCACGAACACGUCUCAAGACUAUCACAGAGGUUACACGACAAGAUCACGCAAAGCUGUACACACAUCGUACGGAACGGGGAUGAGAAGUUGGGCUAUGCCGGGUGUUUGAACUUAUCUUUUGAGUACAUCGAGGGCGAAUCGUUAUUGAUGGCGUUGAAGGAUGUAGCUCUGAGUUCUGGAAGUGCCUGCACCUCGGCCUCUCUCGAGCCUAGUUAUGUGCUCAGAGCUCUCGGGGCUUCUGAUGAGAACGCGCAUAGUUCUUUGCGAUUCGGAAUCGGUAGAUUUACCACUGAACAAGAGGUCGAUUAUGUUGCUGACAAAAUCGUCGAUGUCGUCACUCGCCUUCGUGAAUUGAGUCCUUUGUGGGAGAUGGUCCAAGAAGGAAUUGACUUGAAAUCAAUCAACUGGUCUCAACAUUGAUCUGUCUCUUCCCCACUCCCACAACAAAAUAAAAACAAACACAUGUACUUUAGUCGCUUUUCCUUGUUGAACCUAUGACCUUUAUUUUCUUAUUAUUCCUGUGUGUUCACUCAUCUCAUUCCUUGUGCAGAAAUCAUGUGUUGUGGGAUCAUAUUACAUAUGGAAGCAUAACCAUCUUCCAUCUUCUCAAUUGAUCGAAAUUUCUCUUUCACCUUUGUUUAUAUCCUCAAUAGUGGUUUUUCAUAAACGCAUAAACAUAAAUACAGUCAACUUU